This is a messenger RNA of Alternaria rosae, 1371 nucleotides long. RefSeq lists its product as uncharacterized. Lineage: Eukaryota; Fungi; Ascomycota; Dothideomycetes; Pleosporales; Pleosporaceae. The record is from RefSeq and is a predicted model, not a curated record. The coding region runs from base 349 to 1251 and encodes 300 amino acids. The transcript has a single exon.
UAUGUAUUCACACUUGGUCUUACAGCAUCGUGAUAAUGUCACGAGAGCAUACUUAUAUGCCUUGGCUGUUGCCAUUGUACGUACGUUCCUCACCGUCUGGAGUAUGGUACCUAGGUAUGGCUGCAUAGUGUGAAGGGAGCGAAUGACGUAAUGCGCACUAAAACAUUGUGAAAACCGCCUAAUACCAACUCGUUACCGCAUCUUCAUUCCGUUCAAGAUCUCAACUUCAACAUUUCAUUCUACAAGGAUAACAGUUAUCCCGACGGAUGCCGGCAUUCACACCAAUUCUUCGCAUAUCAAAUCAGCUUUGCACCAAUCUCGAGCUACGAAAUUUUUCACCAGGAUUGGAUGUCACGUCGUCUCUUGCGAAUUGGGAAGGCCAAUAGAACAACGUUUGAACACAUCCUGAGAAAGAGAUUGGAAAAUCCGUUGAAGGAACAAAGAGCUCUCGUCUCUGUACCAGCUCCCCAAGCCAGACAACGAACCCAACAUAUACACACCAUGCAACAAUCACCCUCCAGACGCGGCCCUCCAAACCGGCAUCCCCCUUCUUCAGAGCCAUUAAGAGGCACCCAUACAGGUCGCGGCCGGGGCGACUCCAAUCCCAUCUCAGACCGAGGCCGAGGCCGAGGACGAGGAGCAUCUAGGGGCAGGGGACAAGGCCGCGGUCGCGGCAGACCCAACUUCAGACCGGACCCUGACAAUCCCCCCGUCCCCUCCUUCGCAUACAUCCACCCCGGAACAAGCGUCUCGAUCAUCCUAAAACAAGAUCAACCCACCGGCCACCAAGUCCGCGGUAUUGUCGCAGACCUGCUAACGCGUGGAGACCAUCCUCGAGGCGUGAAAGUAAGGUUACGUGAUGGAAGGGUGGGGAGGGUUCAGAAGCUUGUUAGUGAGAGCGAAGGGCAGCAAGGUGAAGCUGUUGUUGGGGGCGCUGGGGCGGGGCUGGGUAGGGAUGGUGAGGGCGGUGGUGGAAGUAGUAUGGGUAGAGCGGCUGGGAGGAUGGUUGGAGGGAGGGUGGAGAGAGAUAUUAGGGAUGAAGAUGAGUAUCUUUAUGAUGAGGGGAAGAGUUGGAGACAGCCGGCUGAUGUGGGACUGUUCGCGGCAUUGGAGGAGGCGGAUCGGAGACAUCAGGGUGGAGGGGGUGCAGAUGUGAGGGGGGUUGAGGUGGCGACGUGUCCGGUUUGUGGGGAAUUCGAGGGGGAUGAGGCGGCGGUUGCGCAUCAUGUUGAGGAACACUUUGGGGGAUGAGAUGUGUGGGAAUGGAGGGUUUUGUGUGCUCUGUGCUGUGUUUAGAGAUGUUUUUAUGUACGUGUACGUCUGGUUCGAGUAGCGCAUUACCGGCUUCGCGAUAUCAGCGUCUCUCAUACG